CAUUUUCCUUCUUGUUGUUGUGAUCUGACAGUUCUUAAAAAUGCCUGUUUCAAUGCAGCCUCGUCGCAGCACGCGGGGCUCCUCGCCCGCGCCGCCGAGCCCCGCGGAUGGCUCUCCAAGUCUGUCGUCGGCCAGUAGUGGUCGCUCGCGCGCCGCCCCGGUUGCUGCUGCGGCCUCUGGCACGCCGCGAGCGAGCCCGCGAAGCCGACGAGCAGAGCACAGCGACAGCGAGUCAGACGACAGUCCGCCGACAGCCACCUCCGCCAGCAAGCAUCGCGGCGCCCAACAGACAGCUACCAGCGCUAAGAAGACGACAACAACGCCUGUGGUGGCAGCGUCCAAGCGUGGCGGGGCUCGCGGUGCAGAACAACCGGACGAGCAAACGCCGUCGUUCGCCGGUGCAGCGAUCGAGUCUCCUGCUCGCUCCAGUGGCCGCCGGUCUGUCACUCCAACAAGUGCGCUCGCAAGAUCUGCGCCAAAACGUGGCGGUGGCAGCGAUAGUAGCCCUGCAUCCUCGCCCGCCACUCGGACGUCUUCUCGUGGUCGCUCUGUCAAACCAACAACAUCGAUUGCUGCCGACUCGGAUGGCGAUGAUGACAACGACAACGGCAACAGCGAUGACUCAGAGGCCGAGGCCUCAGAAAGCAGUGAUGACAUGGAUGAUUCCGACGACGACGCCUUUGCCUCCACAGCAGUCAAAAAGUCUCCGCGCAGUGCUCCCCGAAGCAGCCAGAAACCAUCCUCCACCCCUGCAUCCGCCGCCGCAACACCGUCUGGUCUACGCAAGAGUGGUUCUACGCGGCACGGUCGAGCUGGUAAAGCGUCCACCGCUCCGGCAGAUGAAGCCGACGACGGCUCGUUGUACUUUAUCGUCAAGGCGGGCGCCAGUGCGCUUCAAGCCGUCGCAGAUGAGUGGAUUGAGCGAUAUCGCCAAGACGCCCAUGCUGCGCUGCUAGAGCUGGUGAACUUUGUGAUCCGCUCAUCAGGCUGUGUUCAUCAGCUGUCUGCUCUUCAAGGCGCCGGCGGAGAGGACGAUUUUGUCGUUUCGUCUCUUCAAGAACUUGCGGAACGAUUCGAUAGCAAUACCGGAGAGUACCCGCUGGCUGCCAGUGGCACAGAGUUUCGCCGCUUCAAGUCGGGCUUCCCGGACUUUCUUCAUCGCAUCUUCUCGCGAUGCACAGGAGAUUUGCUGCACGAUCAAGCUCUGAUUGACGUGGCCAUCACAUGGCUCAGUGCCUUGUCCACUGCGCACAUUCGCGCCUUCCGUCACACGGCCACCGCGGCCUGCUUGGAGAUUUGCUCGGCGCUGGUGACUGCGGUCAAGACAGUCCAUGCCGCACUCGACAACAGCCAGCGCCAGCUCGAAACAGAGCGCUCCAAGCGCGGCGCGAACAGCUCGUCUGCCGCUCAGCUUGAGCGGCGGAUUGAAAACUUUAACGCCGACAUUGAGAAGCUCGAAGAAUACAUUAGCCAGCUGCUCCAGGGUGUCUUUGUGUUGCGUUACCGCGAUACUUGCGCCGAUAUUCGUGCGCUCUGCGUGACGCAGCUGGGAGUGUGGAUUAUGGGCUACCCGUCCUACUUUUUGCGCGAUACGCACACCAAGUAUCUUGGCUGGACCUUGAAUGAUCAGGUUGCGGCUCCCCGCUUGGCAACACUCAAUGUGAUUCACAAGCUGUACGAGAACAAGGACUUUGUUCCGCAGCUCGACAACUUUAUCGAACGCUUCCGUGCACGCAUUGUGGACAUGUGCCAGGAUGUUGAUGAGCACGUUGCUGCCGCAGCCAUCGAAGUCGCGCUGCUUUUGCUGCAAACCGGGGCGAUUGGCAGCGAGGUGGAGCUGGUUGCCCGUCAAGUUCUCGCCGAAACAAAGUCAAACGGUCGCGCAGCGGGCAAGUUUGUCGAGCACCUGGUCUUCCACGUUCAGCUCCAGGCCGAGAUGCAGCGAUUGAGCGCGCACCCGUCCGAUCCUCGUGCGUCGCUCCGACCCGCGAGCCUCAACCUGCUGCUUUUGAUUGAGUUUGUGAAGUCCCUGUACGCAUCGGUCGGGGAAACGGCUCGUGCAGGCUCCCCGUUCGCCCGUGACCAGGCUCUGGACACGACCUUCCUUGUCGAGCACCUGUUUGGCCCCGCUCAGGGCUUGCUCACCGACUGGGCUGCCAUGACUGAGCUUCUGCUUGACGAUGAAGACUCGAGUGAAACAGACGCAGCCGUGUCUGCAGCAUCCCAACGACGUGCCGGUAAACGUCGAGGCAAAUCCGCGACAGCGCCAGCCGGUGCUGCUGCUGGCGCUCGAAGCGAGAACAGUCUCCUCUCUGGAGACGACGAGGCGAUCUUGGUGAGCCUGAUGGUCAGCGCUGCUCGGCGGGCUGUCCACCAGUCCUCCGAGGGCGCGGCCCUCAAGACUGGUAAAAAGAUGUCUGCCAAGGAGAAGGACUCGGUUACUCAGAGUGUUCAGCAAGUCACUACGCACUUUGCCAAAGUCCUCCCUCGACUUCUCGCGCGGUUUGGCUCCCAGCCGGCGGUGGUGGCCGACUUGCUCAGCAUCGUCAAGUUGUUUGAUCUCGAGCUCUAUGGCGCGCAGCGCAUGUCCUCGGCCAUCGAGACACUGUCCAGACAAAUCAGCGCGCUCGUGCUGCGCCUUGCGGAUGAAAGCGCGAUUGACGCCAGUGUGGAGGCGUUGGCAUACUUGUCGUCGGACAAGCUCACAUUCCGCUCUGUGAUUGACAACGCCACCAAGGAAAUUGGCGAGACCAUUGUGGCCGCGCUCUUGGCAACCGACCCAUCCACGGACUCUGGUGCCCUGCGCAACCACGUCCUUCGCGUCCGGAGCUUUUUCCAGCACUUUUCGACUCUGCCUCACGAGGGACUUUAUGAGCAUCUCGACGCGAUUGCUGCCGCGUGUCGCAGCCGCUCUGAUCCCUUGCCUGAUGACGAGGUCAUUUUGUGUCAGGCAUCGCGCGCGCUCUGCGUCACACUAGCGUGGCGAGCGCGUGCCAUUUUCGAUGGGCAGACUUCGCGCGCUGAUCUCGGCCAGUUUGCGAUGGACCGCGACGCGCUUUGGAAGGCUCUUUUGGAGAUGGCUUGCGACAGCAUUCCUAUUGUGGCUUUGACGGGAAUUUUGCAAGCUUGCUGGCUGAUUCAGCUCUCCGCCAUUCCUCUCGAGGGCAACCUGUCCCUUGCAUUGGAGUUAUCCCACGAUGAUCUGAAGCUCCUUGCGGACACCAUCGAGUUGAAUGUGCUGAAGAGUGCCACAGUCAGUGCUCUUGACGAUGCGUCCGACAACGAAAAGGAACUUGCCCUCCUGCGUCGUCAAGUCCUCGGUGUAUUUGGGAAUCUGAUCAAGUCGCAGUGCAUCGACAUCAAAUGGCUGCAUCGCGUGCUGCCCUACUACCUCUCGAGCGCUCCCGCCAUUGCUGAAGUGAUCAAGAUGAUGCUUUCGCGCGUCAAAGACAUGGCAGUGCACGAGCCUGUCCUUCAAACCAUCACUGUGGAAUUUGGCAACAUUUUGCAAAACUCGGCCUCAGAGAUUACACCAGAAAUGCUCGCGCCCUUGCGCGAUCUCGCCCACCGACUCUCGUUGACAUUUGGUGUCGACUCGAACCAGACAAAGACGCGCAAGGCUAUUCUCAACAUUCACGAGGCAGGCAUUGGCUUUGUCCAGCGCUCUUGCUUUGACAGCGACCGGUCGCUCGCAGAGCCCCAGGCCUUGUUGUUUUUCACGGUUUUGCGCGAGUUUUCGUCUCGUCUCACUGCGCAAGAUGCUGCGACCACGCUCGGGCAUCUUGACGACAUUUUUGGAGAGGCCGUCAACCAGUCCGAGGACGACGAGGCGUGGAUUCCUUACUUGGAGUUCCGACACAACCUGCAGCUCAAGUCUGGACCCGCAGGAGCGAGCCUCGACAUCUCGCAGUCCACUUCCACGCCCCGCGGUCGCUCGCAGCCAUCCUUGUCGAAUACCCCAACGCCGCGCAGCAGUCGUGGUGUGAAACGCCGUGGGGACGCUCUCGGUGCCGACGCCGCAAGCGACGAAGAAGAUGAGGAGGACGACCGCGCAACCCCAACCCCAUCGCGCUCGCGCGGUGCUGCAAAGGGGACGAAACACGGCGGAUCUGCCAGCAAGGCACGUCGUCAGCAGCGUGCCCGUGACGAUUACUCGGAUGACGACUCGGAUCAAGACGCCGAACCAAUGAGCGAGCAAGACUCACAGGAGGUUUUGGACGCACCCGCGCCUCGCAGUGCGCAGAAGCGAGGUGCUUCGGCCUCCGCUCGCAAGAAGCUUCGUCUUGAAGACGAGGAUGACUUGGAAGAGUUUGACGACUAGGUGCUGUUUGUCUGAGGAUUUUUGUACUGUAUUAGUUGUUGUUCUGAUGCCUUGAAGUUAAAAAAAUGUCAACGU
Messenger RNA from Capsaspora owczarzaki ATCC 30864, 4396 nucleotides. RefSeq lists its product as hypothetical. Bases 41 to 4321 code for a protein of 1426 amino acids. The record is from RefSeq and is a predicted model, not a curated record. The transcript has 11 exons. Gene Ontology annotation, biological process: sister chromatid cohesion. Lineage: Eukaryota; Filasterea; Ministeriida; Capsasporidae. Gene Ontology annotation, cellular component: nucleus; cohesin complex; chromatin. Gene Ontology annotation, molecular function: chromatin binding.